Molecule: messenger RNA, 1915 nt
Organism: Ceratotherium simum simum (southern white rhinoceros)
Lineage: Eukaryota; Metazoa; Chordata; Mammalia; Perissodactyla; Rhinocerotidae
Gene: CLDN18
Product: claudin 18
Cellular component (GO): membrane; bicellular tight junction
Molecular function (GO): structural molecule activity
Source: RefSeq, a predicted model, not a curated record
GCUACACUGAGCACUCUCAGAACUGGGUUGUCCCUCCGUCGUGUGGCACUCUGUGUCAACACUGUACCCCACCAUGGCCGUGACCGCCUGCCAGGGCUUGGGGUUCAUGGUUUCACUGAUUGGGAUUGCGGGCAUCAUCGCUGCCACCUGCAUGGACCAGUGGAGCACCCAGGACCUGUACAACAACCCGGUGACAGCUGUAUUCAACUACCAAGGGCUGUGGCGCUCCUGUGUCCGAGAGAGCUCUGGCUUCACCGAGUGCCGGGGCUACUUCACCCUGCUGGGGCUGCCAGCCAUGCUGCAGGCAGUGAGAGCCCUGAUGGUGGUGGGCAUUGUCCUGGGUGCCAUUGGCCUCCUGGUGUCCAUCUUCGCCCUGAAGUGCAUCCGCAUUGGCAGCAUGGGGGACUCUGCCAAGGCCAACAUGACACUUACCUCUGGGAUCAUGUUCAUCAUCUCAGGUAUUUGUGCAAUCGCUGGAGUGUCUGUGUUUGCCAACAUGCUGGUUACUAACUUCUGGAUGUCUACAGCUAACAUGUACACCGGCAUGGGUGGGAUGGUACAGACUGUUCAGACCAGGUACACCUUCGGUUCGGCUCUGUUCGUGGGCUGGGUCGCUGGAGGCCUCACGCUAAUCGGAGGCGUGAUGAUGUGCAUCGCCUGCCGGGGCCUGGCGCCCGAGGACACCAGCUACAAAGCCGUGUCUUAUCACGCCUCAGGCCACAACGUCGCCUACAAGCCUGGAGGCUUCAAGGUCGGCACCAGCUUUGGAUCCAACACCAAAAACAAGAGGAUAUACGAUGGGGGUGCCCGCACAGAGGACGAGGUACAAUCUCAUCCUUCCAAGUACGACUACGUGUAGCACUCCAAGACACCUCGUGUGGGCAGAAGAAACCCCCCAAUUAGAGGUCACCCAAAAAACAAGGACAUUUACCUUGAUUCCUGAUUGCUUCUGACUCACAGCUGGAAGUUAGCAAAGCCUGUGGUGAGGCCAGAUGGUCUUGGCCACACGUCUCUGUCUCUAAAUGUUCCAUCACAAAACAGCUGGGUUCUCAGAUAUGAAUUAGAGGCUAGAGUUCACAUUUUCCAAUCCUCUAUUUCUUUUCUUUUAAUAUAACCUUCCUAAUCUGAUGAUAGAAUGUGGUUUGAAUUCCUAUCAGACACUUGGAUGAUUUAGGCAGACUCUCUCUCUCUUCUUUCUAGCCAAUAGCCCAUUGAUGAUCUAUUUCCCAACUCAUCUCCCAGAACAAUUCUGAAAGGAAAAAAAGAGAGUCAGUCGAAAGACAUCAUUUUCUGCUAUUUAAUUUUUGCCUCCCCCUCCCCCAGCUUGGCUACUAAUAAACACUGAGCAGAAGAGGUGAUGGAGAAAGAUAUCUGUAACAUCUCCAGCUCAUUAUCUGAGUUUCCUCACACUGUGAUCUUGAAUGUUACCUGACCAAAGUGAUUUCAAGUUGUGGAAACCACACCUUUCUGCUUCUGUUGGCAUCUACUAAUUCCAGCGAGACUCUCCCAGGAUCUCCUGGGCUCUCCACUGCAGGGCUUCUUUCUGUCACAGGCCAGAAAGUGUCCCUAGAAGAAUGAAGAAAGGAUUUUUUUUUUUUUGUCAUCUAAAUAUAUUUGGUAUUCUAAAUAUAGUUAGAAUAAAUAAUGUAUUAGUGAAAUGACACACUGUCUGUGAAUUAACCUCAUCCCUGCACAUGGAUAGAAGAAAAUGAAAAAAUAAUUGCUUAGAUGUUACCUCUAUUAUACUUCAUAAAAUCACACAAGUCCAAAUUUCAUGAAAUGCUCACUGAUCCUAAUUCUUUCCCUUUGAGGUCUCCAGGACUCUGAUUAUACAUGAUAGAGUCAGUGUAACCCAUGUAAAAACCAGAUAAUGGAACACAGCAGAUCCUAGGAAGCGAGUUGAAACCAGUUCUUU